Molecule: messenger RNA, 2001 nt
Organism: Odobenus rosmarus divergens (Pacific walrus)
Lineage: Eukaryota; Metazoa; Chordata; Mammalia; Carnivora; Odobenidae
Gene: STEAP2
Product: STEAP family member 2, metalloreductase
Exons: 5
Coding region: 215-1687 (490 amino acids)
Biological process (GO): copper ion import
Cellular component (GO): plasma membrane; endosome
Molecular function (GO): cupric reductase (NADH) activity; ferric-chelate reductase (NADPH) activity
Source: RefSeq, a predicted model, not a curated record
CGCGAUCCAGGUUGGGGAGGCGGAGAAGCAGCGGGAGCGCGACAGCCGCGGCAGCCACUCUGCAGCCGCCCGACGGAGGCGCGGUCCCUAGGCCCUGGUGCCCGGGCGGGCCCCUGGGGGAGUGGGCGCCGCGCUCGGAGAGCCACCAGGCUCGCCCCAGCCCGGCGUGGGGGGCGCAGAGGAUUUCUCUGGUGAUCUUGAAAGAGCCCGUAUCAUGGAAUCGAUCUCUAUGAUGGGAAGCCCUAAGAACCUUAGCGAAACUUUUUUGCCAAAUGGCAUAAAUGGUAUCAAAGAUGCAAGGAAGGUCACUGUGGGUGUAAUUGGAAGUGGGGAUUUUGCCAAAUCGCUGACGAUUCGACUUAUAAGGUGUGGCUAUCAUGUGGUUAUAGGAAGUAGAAAUCCCAAGUUUGCUUCCGAAUUUUUCCCUCAUGUGGUUGAUGUCACUCAUCAUGAAGAUGCUCUCACAAAAACAAAUAUAAUAUUUGUUGCUAUACAUAGAGAACAUUACACCUCCCUUUGGGACCUGAGACAUCUGCUUGUGGGUAAAAUCCUGAUUGAUGUGAGCAAUAACAUGAGGAUAAACCAAUACCCAGAAUCCAAUGCUGAAUAUUUGGCUUCAUUAUUCCCGGAUUCCCUGAUUGUCAAAGGCUUUAAUGUUGUCUCGGCUUGGGCACUUCAGUUAGGACCUAAGGAUGCCAGCCGGCAGGUCUAUAUAUGCAGCAACAAUAUUCAAGCUCGACAACAGGUUAUUGAACUUGCCCGUCAGCUGAGUUUCAUUCCUGUUGACUUGGGAUCAUUAUCAUCAGCCAGGGAGAUUGAAAAUUUACCCCUGCGACUCUUUACUCUCUGGAGAGGGCCAGUGGUGGUCGCCAUAAGCCUAGCCACAUUUUUCUUUCUUUAUUCCUUCGUCAGAGAUGUGAUACAUCCAUAUGCUAGAAACCAGCAGAGUGAUUUUUACAAGAUUCCUAUUGAGAUUGUGAAUAAAACCUUGCCCAUAGUUGCCAUUACUUUGCUGUCCCUGGUAUACCUAGCAGGUCUCCUGGGAGCUGCUUAUCAGCUUUAUUAUGGCACCAAGUAUAGGAAAUUUCCGCCUUGGUUGGAGACCUGGUUACAGUGCAGAAAGCAGCUUGGAUUACUAAGUUUUUUCUUCGCUUCGGUCCAUGUUGCCUACAGCCUCUGCUUACCAAUGAGAAGGUCAGAGAGAUACUUGUUUCUCAACAUGGCUUAUCAGCAGGUUCAUGCAAAUAUUGAAAACUCUUGGAACGAGGAAGAAGUUUGGAGAAUUGAAAUGUAUAUCUCCUUUGGCAUAAUGAGCCUUGGCUUACUGUCCCUCCUGGCAGUCACCUCUAUCCCGUCAGUGAGCAAUGCUUUAAACUGGAGGGAAUUCAGUUUUAUUCAGUCUACACUUGGAUAUGUCGCUCUGCUCAUAAGUACUUUCCAUGUUUUAAUUUAUGGAUGGAAACGAGCUUUUGAAGAAGAGUACUACCGGUUUUACACCCCACCAAACUUCGUUCUUGCUCUUGUUUUGCCCUCAAUUGUAAUUCUGGGUAAGAUCAUUUUACUCCUUCCAUGUGUAAGCCGAAAGCUAAAGAGAAUUAAAAAAGGUUGGGAAAAGAGCCAAUUUCUAGAAGAAGGUAUUGGAGGAGCAGUCCCUCAUCUCUCACCGGAGAGGGUUACAGUAAUGUGAUGAUAAAUGGUGCUCAUUGAUGCCAUGUAGAGUUCCACUCAUGCCAUUGUUUUUAUGACUUUCUUUAUGUCAUUUGCAAGUGCACUGUCAAAUUGAUGUGGGCUGAAAUCUGUCUAGUAAGAUCUCAACCAAAUUAGUGGUAGGAGUUUCUUGAAAUUAAUUUUCACAGAUGUCAUAUUUUGGCAAUGUGAAUUUUUGUUGUCAACUUGUCCAUUUUGUUUUGCACAACCAUAACACUCCUGUCGUUUUAACAAACUGUAUUCCAUAAUCAGGCAAAGAUAUUUCUGGUUAAUAAUAUAGAUACAACAUAAUGU